Dentiscutata erythropus is the source of this 1605-nucleotide messenger RNA. The record is from the annotation of a GenBank genome assembly. NCBI's taxonomy places the organism in Eukaryota, Fungi, Glomeromycota, Glomeromycetes, Diversisporales, Gigasporaceae.
AUGGAGUUCGACUAUAGUGAGCAACUUGUAAAUAAUAAAAAAAAGUUUUUCAUUCUCGAAGAAGAACUGCCCACGGCAUCGGUCCUUUUUCCUGGCUCGAAGGCAUAUGAAGAGGCAAACUUUAUUGGAAACCUACUCUACCGCUUCAAGACACCUUCUGCAAUAGUCCAAGCUGUAACCGAAGAAGAUGUCAUAGCAACGGUCUUGUUUGCACAGAAGCAUGGCCUCAAAUUGACUGUUAAAAGUGGAGGUCAUUCGUAUGCUGGUUAUUGUCUGAACAAUGGUGGCAUCGUUCUAGACAUUAGUUCUAUGAACAAGGUAUCAAUUGACCAUAAGAAUAUGACCGUUAGUAUCCAAGGAGGGGCAGUUUGGCAAGAUGCUUACAGUCUUUUGAAAGAAAAGGAUCAAGGCCUUAUAAUUAUGGGUGGCCAAUGUCCAACAGUUGGAGCGAGCGCAUUUUUGUUGGGUGCUGGUCUCAGCCCUUUCUCUCGCAGCUAUGGACUGGGUAUUGACAAUCUUUUGGAAAUGACUAUUAUCACUGCAAAUGGUGAGAAGGUUACAGUCACUCAUGAGGACGUUGACCCUGCUAAACGUGACCUAUUCUGGGCAAUUCGUGGCGGCGGGGGCGGUAAUUUCGGCGUCACAAUUGGCAUCAAAGCUAAGUUGCAUAAACUCAGAGACCCUAACGGCAUUGUUGUAUGUGGAGAUCUCACUUGGAAUCUUCCAGAUCAAGAGGAGUCUUUUAAGGCUAUGAUGGAGGUCUGGAAUACUACUACUUGGCCAAAUGAGUUAUGCGCCGACGCUAUCUGGCGGUACAAUGACAGCAACCAGCUACUAGGGCAAUUGACGAUAAUCUAUAAUGGCACUAUGGAUCAAUGCCUCAAUGAUCUUGCACCAUUAUUGAAAUUCAAUCCUGGAAACGACUUGAAAGCCAUGCAUUGGACUGAUUGGGAAGUUAAAGAUGCUUCGUUUGAAGUUUUUUCACAGGUAUACUACCACCAUGGAUCAUUCAUUUUUGCCGAAGGUGCAAUCACAAGCGAGGUGACUAAUAUCAUCGUGAAAUUAAUGGAGGAAGCAAAAAUGUUCGAACCAAAUUCCGUGAGCGGCUGCCAUAUCUUAUGGGACCAUAUCGGAGGUGCUACGACAAAGUUUAAGCCUGAAGAAACGGCUUUCCCCUGGCGUGACGGCGUCUAUGCUGCCACUAUAAAAGCGCAGUGGGUCGAUCCCGCCAUGCACAAGAAAAUGUUUGAGUUCGUGGAUCGUGCCAAGGCACUGCUGCUUCCGCACGCCAUUCAGGGAAAAGCAGCGUAUAUCAAUUACAUUGACUCCACAGUGGAGAACUGGCAAGAAGCGUAUUAUGCGGAUAAUUAUCCCCGGCUCCAGAAAGUCAAGACUCACUGGGACCCGACUAAUUUCUUUCAGUUUGAACAGAGCAUUGAGCCUGUUGGUCAUAGGAAGUCCCACCACCGUCAGCCAGACUGGAAACCCUGGGGAAAGUAUACUCUGUCGACACCACAGCUGCUCGGCAAUCCAAAGACGAAUGACCAGGUUUAUAAAACGUGUGCUUAUAUUCGUCGGUCUAUCAAGAAUAACAUUAGUAUUUAA